Molecule: messenger RNA, 1396 nt
Organism: Prosopis cineraria
Lineage: Eukaryota; Viridiplantae; Streptophyta; Magnoliopsida; Fabales; Fabaceae
Exons: 12
Coding region: 66-1013 (315 amino acids)
Cellular component (GO): intracellular membrane-bounded organelle
Molecular function (GO): palmitoyl hydrolase activity; thiolester hydrolase activity
Source: RefSeq, a predicted model, not a curated record
GCGAGGGCCCAAGUAUUCUGCAAGUUGGAUUGGAGGAGACACUCGCCAGCUUCCUGGUGGCGGGGAUGGCCCUUACCUCAUCAUCCUUCUUCUUCAUCCUCGCUGUGGCCUGCAUCUCAGUUCCACUCUCAAAUUCGAUACCCUUUAUAGUUCUCCAUGGUAUUGGAGAUCAGUGUUCCAACCAUGGAGUAGCACAAUUCACUGAACUGCUGUCCAAAUACUCUGGUGUGAAAGGAUAUUGCAUAGAAAUAGGUGAUGGAACAUGGGAUUCUUGGUUUAUGCCUCUCCAGGAGCAGACUGAGAUUGUUUGCAAAAAGGUGAAGGAAAUGAAAGAAUUGAGUGAAGGAUACAACAUCGUCGGGCUUUCUCAGGGUAACUUGAUUGGCCGAGGUGUUGUGGAGUAUUGUGAAGAAGCACCCCCUGUUAAAAACUUCAUAUCCUUAGGAGGCCCGCAUGCUGGCACUGCUUCAGUUCCUCUAUGUGGUUCAGGCAUCUUAUGCAUCCUUGCAGACGCACUCAUCAAGGCAGAGAUCUACAGUGAUUAUGUUCAAACACACUUGGCUCCUAGUGGUUAUCUUAAAUUGCCAAAUGCUAUACCUAAAUAUUUAGAUAAAUGUAGAUUUCUUCCUGUGCUGAAUAAUGAACUUCCAGAUGGGAAAAACGCCACUUUUAAGGAGAGAUUCAGUAGCUUGCAGAAUUUAGUGCUUAUUAUGUUUGAGCACGACACUGUUUUGAUACCUAAGGAAACUGCCUGGUUUGGAUAUUACCCAGAUGGGUCCUUCAGUCCGGUCGUACCCCCCCAAAAGACAAAACUUUACAUAGAGGAUUGGAUAGGCUUAAGAAAGUUGGAUGAAGAAGGAAGGGUUCAGUUCAUUAGUGUGGAGGGAAGGCAUUUAGGAAUCUCAAGAGAGGAUAUGAAGAAACAUGUGGUUCCAUAUCUGAAGGAACAGACAUCUGCAAGAAUCUCCAGCAUGAGACUUAGGCCUUAUUUGAGGUUGAAGGAGAAGCCAUGAUCGGCCACCCCCUUGAUCACUGUAAGUUGCUGUGGAAAGCAAAUAUAAAUGCAGUACAUGAUAGGGGAAGGAAAAUGGUACAACUAGUCUCUUGCAGACAACCCUACGAAAGUAAGAAUUAAAGACAGGAAAUGGUAUGUGAGAGCUCUUUAUAUGCGUUUUUUUCCCCAACGUGUAAAUUUGCGACCUGAUUUGACAUUGAUGCUAUGAUUUUAUUUUAUGCCGUGUCUAGUUUGCUAGGCUGUGGAAGGCUGGAAUGGGAAUGGCAAUGGAAAUGAUAACUACCUGAACUUCUAUGCAUGUUUUUUUUUUUUUUGGUUAGUUUUAUUGUCACGUGUGCAAAUGGAGAUUCUAUCUGAAAUGAGAAGAAAGUAAUCAUGGCA